Messenger RNA from Cyprinus carpio (common carp), 3639 nucleotides. RefSeq names its product E3 SUMO-protein ligase ZBED1-like. The record is from RefSeq and is a predicted model, not a curated record. Gene Ontology annotation, molecular function: DNA binding; protein dimerization activity. NCBI's taxonomy places the organism in Eukaryota, Metazoa, Chordata, Actinopteri, Cypriniformes, Cyprinidae. Gene Ontology annotation, cellular component: nucleus. Gene Ontology annotation, biological process: regulation of transcription by RNA polymerase II.
AGCGGAAUUGUUUCUUUAGUAUCAUAUUGCAUGUUUAUUGUUCUCUGGCUAAACACUCUUGUAACGAGCAAGAGACAGCUAUACCUGACAUGGAGUUAGUCUCUUAAUACAAAUCUUAUUAUUUGUUCUAAAUAUUCCCGCGAAAAAAUUCUAUGCUUUUUGUUCAACAUUUACAACCGUUUUCUGGUAUAAUUAUUAUUCAAACAGUUUAUCAAGUAGUAAAAAUAAUAACAACAUAAGUUACUAAGUGGAUGGUAUAUUUGUAGUUUUAAAAUAAUUUCACACACUGUCAGACCUUUUGAUAUAAAUUGCAAAUAAGCCAAAAGUUGAAAAACUUAUGAAAUAGUGUCAAGCUACAGAAUCAAAAAUAUCCAAAUUCACCUUUCCCUCAUCAUACAAUUGUGCUUUUAUAGUAUUUCACUGUUGCAUUUUGGAUGCAUUUUUAUGUUAUGUGACAACAGACCACAUCUGAGAUAAAACAAAUAGAGGACUAGUAAUUAAGGUAUUUGGAUUAAAAACAAAACAAACUACAUAUUGAUAGCUAUAUUUCAGCUGCAAAAACAUCUUAAUUUUAUAUAACCAAAUACAAAUACUUGUACAUUGUGCAAGAGAUUUUGAGCAGCUACAAAAACAUUUUUACAGUGAACAAAAAUUCAGACCAGACUACAAUGUUUGUAUAUUUUAGCUAGACAUUUUCAUUUUAGAUGGUUAAAUAGCUUCUAUUUCUUUCUCUCUCUAAUACACACAAAUGAUUUUUACAACUAAUUUUGCAGUGACUUGGACAGGUGAGGUGAGACACUUCAAGACAAAAUAUUAGAAAAGCUCUAUACAUGGAUCUCCCACCUCAAAGGCAUCCUGGAAGUCACAGCGGUCAAAUUCUUCGUCGGAGAAUGCAGCGUUUUUUGCCAUUUUCUGAUCGCCGCACGUCAAAAGUGUGGAACCACUACACACAGUUAAGUCUGUAUCGUGUUGAGUGCAACCACUGUAAAAGGCAGCUUUCCUUUCACAACAGCACUACUUCCAUGAGAGAACACUUAGGACGCAAACACAGCAUUCGGGAAGGAGCAGUUCCCCCUCACAACACAGCAGGCAUCCCCACUCCUGCAGCUUUGCAUUCUCACAUUCAGACCUCUUUACAUGGUAACAGAUGUAACACCACAGGUAAUGUUCCAUUUCAACCAGUGCUACCUGUUACUGUCAAAGAGGAGCAGGAAGAAAUACUGCCAACUGAAAUGGCAGAGACCAAACCUGCCCGGACAGCAUAUGCCCCUGAUUGUGCUGCAGGAAGCGGUGCUUCCGGUUCAAAUGCCAUUGUGCACCAAGAAACAGAUUUGGGCUGCCUAAUGUAUAAUUUUCCUGCAGGGGAAAUGAGCAGCACUGCUGCAGGCAGCAGCAUCCGCAGUGGCACAAGGGCCUGCAGUGACAAGCGAGCAGAGGUAUUGACCGAUCUUAUCUUGGAAAUGGUCUUCAGAGACCUUCAGCCGUUGUCUGUGGUGGAAGAAAGGGGGUUCAAGCUCUUACUGAGUUGCCUAGAGCCUAACUACCCUGUGCCUUCUCCAUCUCUGCUUGGCAGUCUACUUUGGCAUCGCUACCACAACCUCAAGCAAUGCCUUCAGCAGCAUCUACAGACAAGUCUAGCUUCUCACUGUCUGACCCUCUGCACCGAAUACUGGCGAUCCGUAGAUGGGUGUGGGGUUGAUGGGGACGGUCAGUACUACCUUACAGUCAGUGCGCAUUUUGUUGACUCUCAAUGGCGCCUGGCUCAUUGUGUGCUCGAGACCCGACCGAUAGCAGAAUUCAAAGGAAGCCCUUCUGAGAAAGGGCAAGCAAGCUUUGCGGACACCUUGAGAGCAGUCCUCUCCGAGUUCCAGCUUCCAGAGGACUUCGUUUUCUGUGUCGUGCAUGACACCCCCAGUGGAUCUGAGUCCAGAGGGCAGGACAAUAUGGCCAUUGAUCAGGAAUAUCAGCAAGAAUUUGCUGGACCCAGCCAUCCUCCUCCGGGUAAUCUUCCAGAGGGAUGGGCACCACUGCUUUGUGCAGGACAAGCCCUGAAACUCUGUGUCCAGGAAGGACUUUGUGUGGAGACUGUCAGACAAGCUCUGGCAGAUGCUCGUGCCAUCGUCCUACAUUUCCAGCACGAUGUGAAUGCUUCUACAGCACUGAGCCAGAAAGCAGAGGCUGUUAAUAAAGAGUCCGCAUCCCUGGUAUUAAACGAUCCAGGGCGCUGGACCACUGCCAUUGAGAUGUGCGAGAGUCUGCUGGAGCUCAAGUGGGUAAUAAGCUCUGUCCUAGAGGAGCAAAAAGUAGCAGCAAAUCUGGCAGAUCACCAGUGGCGUCUUGUACAUGAACUGGUUCCCGUGCUCAAAACGGUUCGCAUUGCAGCAUCGUUUUUGAGCGAGGACAUCAAUGGACCCAUUUCAGCCCUUAUGCCAUGCCUGCAAGGAGUGUCUCGGCUCCUGGGACAGAAAAUUGCAGAGUGCACCUGUCCAGUGGUUAGGGGAGUUAUGGAGAGAAUUCGUGCUGGUAUGGACAAACACUGGAGUCUGAGUGAUGAAGAUGCUCUUUUGGACUGCCCUGCUGUAUUUUCCUCAUUUCUGGACCCGCGUUUUAAAGAGUUGCGGUUUCUCAGCCCACAUGCUCGCAGCAAGUUGCACGACAAAGUGAAAGAGCUGCUGUCUGUUCAAGCUUUCACAAGUAAUGAAGGAAUGAAUGCAGAGAGGAGACAAAGCAUGGUAAUGGAAGAGCCUGUGGAUGAACGUGGAGAACCUGCAGAUUUUGGAUUGGAUGAUUCCUUGCCAAUUCCUGCAAUGGCUUCUUUAGAUUCUCCAGAAUCGGUUGGAUCGGCGGAGGAAGGUGACAGCGUUGAGCUGCAGCCGAGUGAGCCCUCUGUUGCCGUAUCGUCUCCAGAACAGGUCAAUGAAAACACGCUUGAGGUUGGAUCACCUUUCAAGAAUGCCAAUAACCGUAAAAGACGUUCUAGUGGGACCAGUAUGACCUCGCCACUGAGAGGAGAUUUACAACUUGAGCCUCGUAUACGGAUGAGUCCUCUCCCGCAGAGCAUGUACGAUAUUCUUCUGGGCGAGGAUCCUACUGAGCGAAUGCCAGAGAUUCACCAGCAGCUGGAGAAUUACAUCGCAGAGCCACUUUGCCGAAGGAGUCUCUCGCCCCUGCAAUGGUGGCGCAACAAGGAGCAUCGCUUUCCUGCUGUGGCCAGACUGGCACGGAAAUACUUGUCCAUACCUGCAACUUCUGUGUCCGCCAAUCGGGUCUUUGCCCCUAGGGAGUCCCCAGUGACCCAACGAAGGGCCACACUGGGGUCUAAACACCUUGACCACAUUUUGUUUCUUCAUCAAAACACUGACUAUGUGGAUCUGCUGAAAGGUGGCUCCUCUGCACGUGAUAUUGAGCAGUGGAACAGUGUCAGUGGAAACCAAAGCAGAGAAAGUCUUUACCAGACUCUAGUGUCCUAUGAAAGUAAGGUUCGUGUGUCUGAGGAAGAGUCAUGAUCACUGUUUAUGUACAUAUGUACAAAAUCACGUUAAAGGGACAGUUCACCCAAAAAUAUAAACUCUGUCAUCAUUUACCCUCAAUUUACUCACCCUAUAGAAAAAAUACUAUGGAAGUCAAUGGGGACCACAA